CUGCCAACAACCAGUUGAGGAAAAUAUGAUCCUCGCUCCCUCUCCGCCAUUCCCUCGCUCUUUAUCAGCGUCACUCAAUGCAAACUUUCCUCUGAUUCUCUCCGCUCAUGCACUGUAGGUGUUCUUGAAACGGGAUCGAUCUGCAGGGUUUUUGCGACGACGGAUAUGCCGGAGCUCCACUUGCUUCGUCUCACCAUGUUCCUUCGCAGGCUGGAAGCGAUGAUUCUAGAUUUGGGGGAUGUUAUGCAUAGCGUCUACGUUUGGAUUUUUUUGAAUGGAGAUUUUGGACUCCGGUUACUAUGGCACAUUAUGCAUCUAAUGUUGAGCUUCUGGUACUUAGCUGUGGGAUGGGUAAAUGCGCUCGAGAGCUUUCUUAUCUCCUCUGGAAUGAUUAAGAAAUAUAAAGAUCUUGAUGUGAGUAGAGUCAAGUAUCUAGCAGUUGUUAUAGACAGCGAAGAAGCUCGUCACACUCUGAAAGUUCUUGACCUGUUAAGAUGGCUAGAUUCAAUUGGAGUGAGAAAUGUCUGCCUCUACGAUUCAGAAGGAGUGCUAAAGAAGUCGAAAGAUGCCCUGACAUUGUGGCUGAAAAGUGAAAGAUUGUCCAAUGCCAUUGCUAGCAACAAGCUUCCUGAGCAGAAGUAUAUGAGUAUGGAAGUCAUUUCUUAUUCUGAUGGGAAACAUGCUGUUGCAAAAGCAGCAAAUGUACUUCUAAAGAAGUAUUAUCUGAACUCCAACUCCGACAGGCCAAAAUUAACAGAAGCAGACAUGACAAGUGUUCUUGGAGAAAUAGGGUAUGGUCCAGAACCUGAUCUCAUGUUGGUUUAUGCGCCUGCAAGAUGCCACAUGGGAUUUCCGGCUUGGAGAAUUCGGUAUACUGAGAUUGUGCACUUGGGGCCAUUGAAGUCUAUGAAAUUUGGUGCUCUCAUAAAAGCAAUCCACAGGUUCACUAUGGUCCAUCAGAACUAUGGUUCCUGAACUGGUUUACAGCGGACAUCAUGUUAUCAUCCUGAACUGUUGCAGUGGACCACCGGGCACCAACGUUUCAUUUAAUUGACUGCUUAUAUUUUAUAUAGAUAUAUAUAUAUAUAUAUUGAGUUGUUAAUCUAUGUAUACAGUUAUCGACAACUACAUAUAGCCUUCCUUAUAACUUGACAAUAAUUCAUCCA
Molecule: messenger RNA, 1166 nt
Organism: Andrographis paniculata
Lineage: Eukaryota; Viridiplantae; Streptophyta; Magnoliopsida; Lamiales; Acanthaceae
Exons: 9
Coding region: 166-975 (269 amino acids)
Cellular component (GO): endoplasmic reticulum membrane; dehydrodolichyl diphosphate synthase complex
Molecular function (GO): ditrans,polycis-polyprenyl diphosphate synthase [(2E,6E)-farnesyl diphosphate specific] activity
Source: RefSeq, a predicted model, not a curated record